Papaver somniferum (opium poppy) is the source of this 925-nucleotide messenger RNA. Its product is annotated as small nuclear ribonucleoprotein E-like. NCBI's taxonomy places the organism in Eukaryota, Viridiplantae, Streptophyta, Magnoliopsida, Ranunculales, Papaveraceae. Gene Ontology annotation, cellular component: U1 snRNP; U4/U6 x U5 tri-snRNP complex; U4 snRNP. The record is from RefSeq and is a predicted model, not a curated record. Gene Ontology annotation, biological process: spliceosomal snRNP assembly; mRNA splicing, via spliceosome. The transcript is spliced from 7 exons. Bases 222 to 488 code for a protein of 88 amino acids. Gene Ontology annotation, molecular function: RNA binding.
UUUUUGUAUAUUUUCUUCGUUUUGCAUAUCGCACUCGUUCUAUAUAUUCAUUCUUCGUCCUCUCCUUCCCGCUAAUAGUAAACUCAUCCGACUCUUCAACGCCACAACAGCUGCAUCCUCACUCACAUGUUUCUCUCUCCUUAUUUUUUCAAUUUAACGAACCUCAGUUUCUGGUAUUAGGGUUUGGGGGUUUCAUAAAGGAUAAAGAGAAUUUUGCAGCAAUGGCGACUACUAGAGUUCAGAGGAUUAUGACCCAGCCUAUCAACCUCAUUUUUCGGUUUCUCCAAAGUAAAGCAAGGAUUCAGAUUUGGCUUUUUGAGCAGAAAGACAGGAGGAUUGAAGGCAGAAUUAUUGGGUUUGAUGAGUACAUGAAUUUGGUUCUUGAUGAGGCCGAAGAAGUCAACAUCAAGAAAACUACCAGGAAGUCAUUGGGGAAGAUUCUUUUGAAAGGAGACAACAUAACAUUGAUGCAGAAUACGGGUAAAUGAUGAUUUUGGCCUAGCGAGGAUAUAGAACAUGAGUAUCAGAGUUGAAUCUUGCAUAUUAUACUGUCUGAAAAUGCAAGCGCAACAAUCGAAUUUUCUGCAAUUGGAUAAUUGUCAACUGUUUGUUCUAGAUAUCUCAUUUAACCUAAAACCUCAUACAAAUGAGUGUAGAAUAUGGUGCUGCCACCUGGUAGUGCAGUAAUUUGGUAACAUGUUUCUUUUAAUGCUUAAAAUUUGGUGCUAGCACAUGCUUGGCUUGCUUACGUAGUUAGAUAUUACUUGGAAUUAAUCGACAUGUUGUAAUGCCCUAAUACCCUUGCACACACAUUUGUCUUGGGCGAUUUACCACUGACGAUUCUUAUGUGGGAACACCUUUUUUACAUUUUAUUAUUAAACAAGGUGUGCUUACGAUGUAAAAGUAAGUUGAGACUUGAGAGCCA